Molecule: messenger RNA, 5193 nt
Organism: Penicillium verhagenii
Lineage: Eukaryota; Fungi; Ascomycota; Eurotiomycetes; Eurotiales; Aspergillaceae
Exons: 4
Coding region: 1-5193 (1730 amino acids)
Biological process (GO): regulatory ncRNA-mediated heterochromatin formation
Cellular component (GO): nuclear RNA-directed RNA polymerase complex
Molecular function (GO): helicase activity; metal ion binding
Source: RefSeq, a predicted model, not a curated record
AUGGCAUACCGCGGAAGCUGGCGAUCUCGGGGAAAUAUGAGCAACCGGGGAGGGCCCAACAGGUUCGGAAAGCAGACUCGGUCGCAAGCACCGUGCAUGCACUUCCAGCGAGGCACGUGUCGUUAUGGUAAUAAGUGCAGAUUUUCGCAUGGCCAAGCUGCUGAAUCCAAGUCAUCACCAACCGAACAUCACCCCACAGCUCAUGAUCUGCAUGCUCGGAAUCAGUACUUUGACUGGAAAAGACUUCUCAGACGUGGAAUCAUGAGGACUGACCUGUCUGAAAUUGGAAACAAGGAGCUCUUUGAGUGCUGGGAUGGGGCCCUCAAGAUUCUUGAAGCAGAUGGCAAAGAGAAUCACCAGUUCCUCGCCAAAGACCUUGUGGAUGACAACUUGCAUGGACAUGACAUUAUAUUGGCCACUGCAGAAGAAGGCUAUCUCGGGGACUUGAAGCCCAUUUUCGCAUACGACAAGCCGUUUCUCGAGGUGAUCACGCAUCCUUCUCUCCUGAACUGUCUUUCUGUCGACUCAUUUGUCGGCACUCUAUACGCAUCUUUCGGUGGCACGAAUGGCGAUCGAGCAAUCAGAUAUCUGAAAAGUGUCUGUCAGAAUAUGAUGCGCAAAGGAGAAGAGAACAAUGGAGAUUCCUCAAUGGUGACCUCUCUAGAAACGAUGAAGCUAGUGUUGAAUACUCUCUACCAGCUUUUGUCAAGGGUCCGACGCGUUCGAUUUCACGAUGACCUCCCCGCACUACUCGACCUUACCAGUGAACUAAGCUUUCGACUUACCGAAAAAUGUCUGCCAGCCGACCUUGACGGCCUUAACAGCAGAAUAGAGGUCAUGCAAAGCUUGAUUGCUAGUGCAAACCGCAAUCUUGUCCCAUCCGAGGUUACUACCAAACCUGCGCAGAAGGCCGAAUCGAUCCUCUCGUCUUUUCCAAUGGAUAUGCAAAUACCUGGCGGGAGACACGACAACGAUUUUGCAGAUAUUUCCCAAAUUCAGAUAUUUCCUACUCACGGAGAGAUUGUGAGCGACAAUGCAGAAUAUCUACCCUCCACCAACUUUCUUCAACCGCACUUCAUUGCCGAUCCUCUGCAAAGAUACAUUGACUCAACAUUCCGACUUCUUCGCCAUGAUAUCUUCGGCUCGGCCAAGGACGUCCUUCGAGAUCUGAUGCAGCAGGAUAGUUUGUCCCGCAUUCAAUACUUCUCAGGUAAAGAUACACAAGCGCAUAUCUAUCAGAAUGCACAAGUGCGGCAAAUAUUCAUCAAUGAUAAAAACGAACUCGAAGCGAUCGUAUCUUUCUCAACUCCGCCCCAACUCCGCACAAAGACCACCAAUGAGCAAUGCAGAUGGUGGCAGGACUCUAGUCGGCUGGAGGAAGGAAGCCUAGUAUGCUUCUUAGUGUCCCAAGGAACUCACAGAAGGAUAAUUUUCCUCGAAGUCAGCGUGAAGAAUGCUGCUAAAGACCGAAAUCAACUGGAUGUGAAAGAAUGGCACAAGAGCUGUCUUGUUUCUGCAAAGUCUCCACCAAGUAUCACCGUUAAGCUUGCGGCAUGCCUAGAGAACGAACUCGUCUUCCUGGGCCAGCUAUUCAGCGAAAAGGUGGUCGGUGUUCUGGCCGACUUCCACGGUUUGAUUCCUGCCACAUUUGCUCCCAUCUUGAAGAACCUCCAGCGCAUCCAAGCUGAAGGGGAUUUGGCGUUCCGAAGAUGGAUCUUGCCAGGCCGCAAGAAUGAUCAAAAUGGCCAAAUUAUACCCCCACCGGCAUACGCGCGAAAACCAGGAUUUAUCUUCCCUCUGACUUCAAUAGCCAGUUCUGGAGCUGAGGAUAUCGCAUUGGACCCAAGCAGCCCUGGGAAUAUUGACAUCUUGAAGCUGCAAGCUGAGACUGGUCUCGAUCCUGGCCAGUGCCGGGGACUGAUCGCGGCUCUUUCACGAGAGUAUGCCCUCAUUCAAGGCCCCCCGGGUACCGGAAAGUCCUAUCUAGGGGUCAAGCUUGUUCAAGCGCUCCUUGAAAUCAAGAAAAAUGCAGAUCUUGGUCCAAUUCUUGUGAUCUGCUAUACCAACCAUGCUUUAGAUCAAUUUUUGAAGCAUCUUCUUGAUGUCGACAUCCAGAGAAUUAUACGCAUAGGGGGUCGCAGUCAGGCCACAGAGCUUGAAAGCAAAAACCUUCGUGUUGUCAGCAAGGGAAUCGAAAAGACAAGGGUAGAGUCGCAAACCCUCGGCAUGUCCUACGGGGACCUUGAAGACUGCAUGAGUAAUGCUGGAUAUGCAAUGAAACCCCUGCACCGGUCUCGGAAUGGCCUGUCUUGGGAUGCUAUGGAUAAUUUCUUGUACCGUAAAUGGCCCACCAUGCACAGACAGCUCGUCCAACCGAACCCGGAUGGAUUUACCCCGGUGACUGAAGACAAGCUACUAAAUUGGCUCGGAGUCAAAUCAAUGAAUCCCAAAGAAGACGAAAACGAUGGUGAAAUUGACGAUGUGCGCUUGGAUGGCCUCAUACGUGCUGCCAGGGAGGAUAUUCACAGUCUCUCGUUACCAGACCGCAAAAUUCUUGCAAAAAGCUGGUUCAAAGAGUGGCAGGAAACUGGAACUGCCUCCCUCUUUGAGGCCCUUGAUCGCGCCGCGGAUAUUCGCAAGGACAUUAACGCAGUUCAUAAUGAGAUCAACCGCCGAGCCUUGAUUCAAGCGGAUGUGGUAGGAAUAACAACAACAUCUCUUGCACGAAAUAUUGAUACCCUCCGCUGCCUAGAAACAAAAGUUGUCAUUUGCGAGGAAGCAGCUGAGGUCAUGGAAGCCCACGUUGCUUCAGCCCUCAUGCCAGGCGUCGAACACUUCAUACAAAUUGGAGAUCAUCGACAGCUGCGGCCACAGGUGAAUAAUCAUGCACUUAGCCUUGAAUCAUCGACUGGAAAGUUAUGGCAGUUAGACAGAAGCCAAUUUGAGAGGCGCGCCGUCGGUGAACCGGGUCUGAAUCCUGCUCCUGUUGCACAACUCGAUGUGCAACGAAGAAUGAGACCCGAGAUCUCACAACUCAUCAGGAGCGUCUAUCCAAAACUGGAGGACCAUGAAAGUGUGAAGUCUCUACCCAAUGUUGUUGGCAUGCGGAAUAAUCUAUUUUGGUUAGAUCAUCGGUGCGAUGAAGACUCAGCAGAUGACGGGAGCCGUGUCAAGUCUCAUAGCAAUGAGUGGGAGGUUGAUAUGGCGACUGCUCUUGUCAGGCAUCUUGUCCGACAGGGAGAAUACAAGCCCACAGAUAUCGCCCUUUUGACUCCCUAUACCGGGCAGUUGCGGAAACUCAGGACAUCUCUAAGUAAUGAUUUCGAGAUCUGUCUCAGCGAGCGAGACUUGCAAACCUUAGCUGCCGACGGAUUUGAAAAGAUUGAAGAUGACAGUCCCAAAGAGAACACUCCCAAGGCUAUCGAGAAGAAGGCCUUGCUACAGACACUCCGCCUUGCUACCGUCGACAACUUCCAGGGUGAAGAGGCAAAAGUCAUCAUUGUAUCCCUGGUUCGCAGCAACAAAAAGCGCAAGGUCGGCUUCCUGCGGACUGAGAACCGCAUCAACGUGCUCCUCAGUCGAGCCCAACACGGCAUGUACCUCAUUGGAAAUGCUGAAACAUAUCUAAAUGUCCCGAUGUGGGCUGAUGUGCACUCUCAACUCACGCGUGCGAAUGCAGUCGGCACAGAAUUGGCUCUAUGUUGUCCUCGACACCCAGAUACGUCUAUCAUCUGCUCUGAACCUCAUGAUUUUGAGAGGAAGAGUCCAGAAGGUGGGUGCAGUCUUCCGUGUACCCGUCGACUCGAGCCAUGUGGUCAUCAAUGCCAGGCCAAGUGCCAUUCGGUGGUUAUGCACGACGGCUUUGCAUGUGGGAAACCUUGUCCACGUAUCCGAUCGACCUGUGCCCACGAAUGUCCGAAGCUUUGUGGUGAUGAUUGCGGCCCCUGCAUGAUCAAGAUCAACGACGUCGAGCUUCCUUGCGGCCAUAUUAGAAACGAGUCAGUCGAUGGAAUGGUUGGCCUUAAUGAAGUCUAUACGAGAGAUAAAGAUGGCAAAUUCGAUGGCCUCCAAGAUUUCUCUUCUUCUCUUGCGAGCACCACACCCUCAUGCCCAGACUGCAAAGUGCCCAUUCGCCAGUUCGUGACCAGGCGCUACAAUCGCGUUAUUAACCGUGCUGUCAUGGAUGAGACUUGGAAGCGCUUCCUCACCAAGGGCCGCACCGAGCUUCAGGGUCUUGAAACCCGCUUGAAUGAAAUUGCAGAGAAUCUCACUUCCACAAAAGUGAAAACAGGACAAAAAUCCUUGACAGAACGGUGGAAGGCUUGUUUAGCGCUUGGAAAGGAGGCCAGUGCCCUUAUGAAAACCAUGGACGCCGAGAACCAGCCAAUCAAACGGCUUAGGGAUGCAAUCACCAUUUAUAAGAAGUCACCAAGUGACGAGAUAGCCUCCCUUUCAGCCCGAACGGAGGCGAUGAAAAUAACGAAACGAGGAUCUAACAAUCAAAUCAGCCUCGGCGCGCGACUUAUCUAUCACAGAGCCGAAGAACUCAUGUGGAGCGACUUUGUUGAAGUGAUGGAGUCAAGGAGUGAUUUUGCUGCGUCAUCGACACCGACGGGCGAAAAACUACUAAAAAGAUUGUCCCGGAUGUUGUGUGAUUUCCGAGAUUUGAUAAGUCAAGCCAACAAGGGAAGUCUCUCCCGCAUAGCGAUCACGGCGACAAUCUCAUUCGCAAAGAUCGUCCAGCUAGUUGCGUGGUAUCACCGGAUUCAUCCGGGUGUGACAAAAGACAAGGCAGAUCUUCAAGACAAGCUUACAGGCCUGGAGACUCUCGAAGAGCGCACUGAAGCCACUCGUCAACUUCUCAGUGAUGCUUUGGAACUUUGCCAAAAAUUGGGAAAUUGCCCCGAGCUCCAAGACAAGGUACAAGAGAUGGCACGCCUGUUUGAGGGGCCAAGAUAUGAGACAGUCACUUUGGAAGAGCUUCAAUCUAUCAAGACGGCUAUGGUCAGUGGGAGAGGAGGAAUCGCGACUCAUUCUAGACACUGGUACAAUUGCGCCAAUGGACAUCCGUUUGCUAUUGGAGAAUGCGGCAUGCCGAUGGAGCAAGCUAGAUGUCCCGAGUGUGGAGCUCCUAUUGGAGGUUCUUCUCACCGAGCUGUUGAGGGUGUAUCUCGAGCGCUGCAGAUGGAGUAG